This is a messenger RNA of Galendromus occidentalis (western predatory mite), 1896 nucleotides long. It is a transcript of the gene nop5, whose product is annotated as nop5 ribonucleoprotein. The record is from RefSeq and is a predicted model, not a curated record. The transcript has 5 exons. Bases 177 to 1814 code for a protein of 545 amino acids. NCBI's taxonomy places the organism in Eukaryota, Metazoa, Arthropoda, Arachnida, Mesostigmata, Phytoseiidae. Gene Ontology annotation, cellular component: small-subunit processome; box C/D methylation guide snoRNP complex. Gene Ontology annotation, molecular function: snoRNA binding.
CGCGCUCAAGCCGCGUUUCCGGCUUCAUGAGCACGUGGGUUCCUCUCGUGGUGUGUUUUGUGCGGAGUCUUCUUUUCUGCGCCGGCCACUCUCGCUGGCCACUCAGUGAAGCGUUUGGAGCUCGAAGCGUUCGUCAGUCAUCGAUUCAUUGCAUGUGGCUCCGUGAAUAACACAAAAUGUUGGUUUUGUUUGAAUCGCCGGCUGGUUUCGCCGUGUUCAAGGUCCUCGACGAGAAGAAAAUUCAGAAAUCCGAAAACUUGUUCAAAGAGUUUGAGGAUGCAAGCGAUGCAUCAAAAAUUCUCAAACUCAAACAUUUCCAAAAGUUCGAAGACAUGACCCAAGCCCUCAGCGCUGCCACCGGCGCCAUCGAGGGGAAACUUACGAAACCGCUUAAAAAGAUUCUGAAAAAAUUGGAAGCGACAGAAACCUUGGCCGUUGCGGACGCUAAGUUAGGCAAUAUCAUCAAAGAAAAGAUGGAUAUCUCGUGCGUGGCGAACUCCUCCAUCCAAGAACUCAUGAGGUGCAUCCGAUCGCAACAGGAAGCCUUGAUCACGGGUCUCUCCCAGAAAGAAGUCACGGCAAUGGCGCUUGGACUCGCACAUUCCCUGUCGCGUUACAAGCUCAAGUUCUCACCUGAUAAAGUGGACACCAUGAUCAUCCAGGCCGUUUCUCUCCUCGACGACUUGGACAAGGAGCUCAAUAACUACGUCAUGAGGUGCAAAGAAUGGUAUGGCUGGCACUUCCCGGAAAUGGGCAAGGUUGUCACAGAUAACAUGCUUUACGUCAAAACCGUUUGCAAAAUGGGCAUGCGAUCAAACGCCAUAACCUUGGACCUUUCGGAUAUUCUUCCCGAAGACCAAGAAGCUAAAGUCAAGGAACUGGCGGAGGUUUCAAUGGGAACUGAGAUCGCCCCGGACGAUGUCGACAAUAUCAAACAUCUCUGCGAAGAAGUCAUUCAAAUGACCGAAUACAGAGCCACACUCCACGAGUACCUCAAGAAUCGGAUGGCGGCGGUCGCUCCAAACCUCACCAUUCUUGUCGGGGAACUCGUCGGAGCGAGACUUAUCGCUCAUGCGGGCUCACUUCUUAAUUUGUCGAAACAACCCGCGUCGACGGUUCAGAUACUCGGAGCAGAAAAGGCGCUCUUCCGCGCAUUGAAAACGAAACACGACACUCCGAAAUACGGUCUGAUCUACCACGCUCAGAUGGUUGGUCAGAGCAGUCAAAAGUGCAAAGGUAAAGCCUCCCGUUGGUUGGCGGCGAAGGCGGCACUUGCCAUCAGAGUCGACGCUCUAGGGGAAGACAACGACACCGACAUGUCGUUGAAGAACCGCGCCAAUCUCGAAGCCCGACUGAAAAUGCUCGAGGAGGGCAAGCUGACCCGAAUUUCGAAGGGAGGCAAGUCGAACAAAUUCGAUGUAUACAAACACAAGAGCGAGGUUCACGAGUUCAAGCCGGCCAACGAUUCCACCAUCGGAAACAAGAGAAAAUCUUUCGGUGCCGACGAGGAGCAGGAACCGAAACACUUCGUCAAGAAAGCCAAGCAUUUCGAUGAAGAUGACGACGCCGAGAAAGCCGAAGCAGAAGAAACUCCAGCGAAGAAAGCAAAGAACAAGAAGAAAAAAAGCCUCGCUGCUGCUGAAGACGAGGGGGAGAACGGCCUGAACUCGUCAGUUGUCGAAGGAAAGAUCAAGAAGAAGAAGAAGAGCAAGGUCGCUGAAGAAGUCGCGGAAGAAGAGGAGGAAGGAGCGCCCAAAAAGAAGAAGAAAAAGAAAUCGAAGGCGAAAUCGAGCGAAGACGAGGAAGAGGAAUGAGCGCUCAUGUAUAUACGACAUCUACAUUAAAUUGAUAUCAUUUACGAUGGAAAUAAAUCAGAUAUUAGAUUUAUGUCCAACA